CCGAGCUGUGCUGGAAAGGGUCACGAGGCAAAGGAGGAAAAUGACAGGAUAGCUGUGUGUCGCAUGUAAACGCGCUGGACGCUGUGAGACGAUGAAUCAAGUGAUGGAGUUCCUGCCCGGCGGGGAUCUCAUGGCUCUGAUGAACAGGUAUGAAGAUCAGUUAGACGAGUCUAUGGCUCAGUUUUACCUGGCGGAGCUCACACAGGCCAUCCACUCGCUCCAUCAGAUGGGAUACGUGCACAGAGCGAUUAAACCAGAGAAUGUUCUGAUCGACCGGACGGGUCACAUUAAACUGGCCGACUUCGGAUCGGCAGCCAGACUGAGCGCUAACAGAACGGUGACGUGCUCCACACCCGCGCUGGACGCUCAAGACUUCCUGGCCCCUGAGAUCCUGUCCGCGCUCAGUGGAGGGCCGAAGUGCAGCUACGGCCCCGAGAGCGACUGGUGGUCCCUGGGAGUCAUCGCGUAUGAAAUGGUUUACAUGAAGUCCCCCUUCGCUGACGGCACGUCCACAAAAACCAUCAACAACAUCAUCAACUUUCAG
Messenger RNA from Puntigrus tetrazona (Sumatra barb), 544 nucleotides. RefSeq names its product citron Rho-interacting kinase-like. The record is from RefSeq and is a predicted model, not a curated record. Gene Ontology annotation, molecular function: protein serine/threonine kinase activity; ATP binding. The transcript is spliced from 4 exons. The annotation marks the transcript as partial. Lineage: Eukaryota; Metazoa; Chordata; Actinopteri; Cypriniformes; Cyprinidae. Gene Ontology annotation, cellular component: cytoplasm; cytoskeleton. Gene Ontology annotation, biological process: peptidyl-threonine phosphorylation; actomyosin structure organization.